Molecule: messenger RNA, 1043 nt
Organism: Exophiala xenobiotica
Lineage: Eukaryota; Fungi; Ascomycota; Eurotiomycetes; Chaetothyriales; Herpotrichiellaceae
Exons: 1
Coding region: 538-885 (115 amino acids)
Source: RefSeq, a predicted model, not a curated record
CACCACCAAUACCCCCACCUGCGGCCCGAGACACUUGGGACCCUCAACGCAUACGAGUACUGUGCGGUAAUGGAAAUCAUGCACGAGACCGAGGUUCAGGAUCCGGAGAAACGCAGAACGGCUUCAAUUGGUCUUGAUGCAUCAGAGGACACCAUGCUUAGAAUCUUGUCAGUGUUGUCCACUAGCCCGAUGAUGUUACAUCAGGAUUCGCAAGUCAACAUGAUUUUCCACGGCCUCGCUUAGAGCAUGACGAGGUGGCUACAGAGACUGCCUCGACUGUUAUCUCGCGACAAGCUUUGCAACGAAGCUUAGCAUUCCUCUGUGCAGACGUCAACCCCACACAACUUGGACUCUGUUGUCACAGACAGUGGCGUUGAUAAUCCGCCGCGCUACUGCGUCGAUCACUAAUUGGGAUCAUUGGCCUACAUCAGCGACUCUUUUGCAAAUCCGCGCCACUCCUGAGGGCUACCCGAGCAUCAAAAGGCCGGUCAAUCUGUAUGAUGAGCAUGCGAGAAUGUGUCAAGCCGAGAGGCGAACAUGCUGGCGAAGCGGCUACGAUCAGAUGAAACUCCGGACAAUCUUUGCCGUACCCAGCCAUUUUCGCCUUCGCAACCACCCAUGAACAUCGACCUGCCUGAUCGAGUUACUGUACCAGUAUUCUGGUGUGCCAGUCGUCGCAUGAUUUCAUCAUACUUUCUACUCUCAGCCAAUCAUAAGCCUGACCACAGCGUUCGGAGUCCCCUAUCUGGCGGAAGUCGAACAUGGAGCUGCUUUGGGGCAAUGUUCUCCUCCCUGAACUGCUAUCAAACUGCCUAUCCAACGGUAAUUGAGACUGGACGUCGCAAUCUCAAACUUCGGCUACCCUCCUCACUCUAUCCUACCUGACUAACCAGGGAUGUAAGUGCGAAAAAGCCAAUUACACAACCUUGACCUAUCAGUUGUGGAAUCAUUGGGCAAGGCAAGUGCCAAUGCUUCGCUUCUGCCAGAUAUGUUCUCUGGGGAGUGUAACCCUCUAAUCGGCGUUGGCUGCUCUGAGGCUAGUG